This is a messenger RNA of Lagenorhynchus albirostris (white-beaked dolphin), 1041 nucleotides long. RefSeq names its product TATA-box binding protein like 2 (gene TBPL2). The transcript has 7 exons. Lineage: Eukaryota; Metazoa; Chordata; Mammalia; Artiodactyla; Delphinidae. The coding region runs from base 1 to 1041 and encodes 346 amino acids. The record is from RefSeq and is a predicted model, not a curated record. Gene Ontology annotation, biological process: DNA-templated transcription initiation. Gene Ontology annotation, molecular function: RNA polymerase II general transcription initiation factor activity; DNA binding.
AUGGAGGGGGAAGAAACGUUCCUGGAGCUCUUCCUGGCCCAGUGCGCCACCCAGGAUGACCUUGCUCCACCCAGAUCACCCCUGCUCAGCCCAAUUGUGCCUUAUGAUGUGUACAUACCUAAUUCAUCCAAUCCAGAGACUAUGUUUAAUUCACAGCUUGAAGAAGUCACAGAAACAUCUGGCAAUUUCUCAUCUGUGGAUCUUAGCUUCCUACCAGAUGAGCUUACCCAAGAGAAUAAAGAACAGACUGUCAUUAGAAGCAAGCAUGAAACUGAAGAAAAUUGUAAAACUAAAAGUUGGCAAAGUAGGUUGCCAUUACCCAGCCAACAGGACGUUGACCUGGCCUUAAACAGCAGCAGUGGGUCAAAUUCCCAUUCACAUCUCCACCCUGGUGAUGCUGGUGAUGCUGACUCAGCCCAGCCCUCUCCUGAGAAACCACACUCCUUGCCUCUGGCAUCCAUAACUCCCAUGACGCCAGUGACCCCUGUUUCAGGAUGUUCUGGAAUUGUGCCUCAACUACAGAAUAUAGUUUCCACUGUAAACCUGGCCUGUAAAUUGGAUCUGAAGAAAAUAGCUUUGCAUGCAAAAAAUGCAGAAUAUAACCCAAAGAGGUUUGCCGCCGUCAUAAUGAGGAUCCGAGAGCCCAGGACUACAGCCCUGAUAUUUAGCUCUGGGAAAAUGGUCUGCACAGGAGCCAGAAGCGAAGAGCAGUCUCGACUUGCAGCAAGAAAGUAUGCUCGUGUGGUGCAGAAGCUGGGCUUUCCUGCCAGAUUCCUCGAUUUUAAAAUUCAGAACAUGGUUGGAAGCUGUGAUGUGAGAUUUCCUAUUAGGCUGGAAGGUUUGGUGCUAUCCCAUCAGCAGUUCAGUAGUUAUGAACCUGAACUGUUUCCUGGCCUUAUUUACAGAAUGGUAAAACCACGAAUUGUGUUGCUUAUCUUUGUAUCUGGAAAAGUUGUGUUGACAGGUGCCAAAGAACGUUCUGAGAUCUAUGAAGCAUUUGAAAACAUCUAUCCUAUUCUAAAGGGUUUUAAAAAGACCUGA